Messenger RNA from Paramacrobiotus metropolitanus, 1712 nucleotides. RefSeq names its product serendipity locus protein H-1-like. The record is from RefSeq and is a predicted model, not a curated record. Lineage: Eukaryota; Metazoa; Tardigrada; Eutardigrada; Parachela; Macrobiotidae. Gene Ontology annotation, molecular function: chromatin insulator sequence binding. The transcript has a single exon. Gene Ontology annotation, cellular component: chromosome. The annotation marks the transcript as partial. Gene Ontology annotation, biological process: regulation of transcription by RNA polymerase II.
CUUUUAAGAAAUACCAUCGGCUGUGCAUCCAUAUCCGGGAUUGUCACAAAAACGAACCCCUUCCACACGCGGAUAUGGUGUCGGUGGCCGAAUCCGCGGCACUGGCAGCUUCUCCCGAUAUUUUGGAACGCGCCAUCGCGCAUAUGCGGGAAACACAGAUUUUCCUGCUACUGCCACAGAUGUAACCGGCAUUUUUCCAGUUUUGAGCUGCUCGAUUUACACACGCUGGGGCACAGUGAGUCAAACGAACUGCAAGACGAUCCGCGUCGGGAUUGUCCCGCCUGCUCGUUCCACGCGGCGAGUUUCGCGGAGUUGGUGCAGCACACGUUAGCGCACUUUUUAGGUAAAAGAGACUGGCGGCCGUGUUUAAUCUGCGGGAUGAAUGUCACCGGCAUGCGCGAUCAUAUCCAGGAGAAGCAUCGCGAUGUGAUACAGCGGAUCACGGCGUCCUGGAAGUACCAGUGUCCGGAGUGUGGAGACCGGUUCCACAGUCACGGAACGCUGGACUUCCACACCAAAAUCAAACAUAAGCGCUUCCAAUGCUGGUACUGCGCCAAGCUGUUCCAGACGUCCAACCUGCUGGGCUGUCAUGUCGUGGAGCACAGCAUCAACGGGGAGUACCCCUGUCCUGCGUGUGACAAGAUCCUACCGAGUUAUCCACAGAUCAACGUCCAUUAUCAGACGUCCCAUGAUGCGACGCGGUUGAAGACGUGCAGUGUGUGUCAGACAACGUGUUGUGGAGAAGACAAGCUGGACGAGCAUAUGGCAACCUGCCACAACAGUGCGGAUGGUACGAAGAAAAGAGCCGUGAGGCGUGCCACGACAAGCAACGGUAAAUCACGUGUGUGUGAGUUUUGUGGGAAGCAUUUUGAAAAGUAUCCCAGCUGGUAUUACCAUCGGCUCUACGUGCAUCUGGGAAAGAGGCCGAAAAAGUCAAGUAGUACAGUGCGCGUACAGUGCGAACAGUGCGGCAAGAUGUUCACCAGUCAAGGAAACUUGACGAAGCACUUGGACAGGGUGCAUAGCGACGAUGGGAAAGAGAAGGAUGCGCGGGAGCGGGCGAAACGAAAAGCGGCCGGUCUGCCCGGCAAUGGAGCCCAUCCGGGCUAUGUCGAUCCGCGAAAGCGGACAGCUUUUGCGGAUUUCGAAAUGCGGGGAAUGCCAACUGGGAUUUGUGCGGCAGAUUGCGCUGACGAAACACAACGAAGCCCGGCAUCCGCAAAAGGUCAUCCAUCACCCAGUUAAAUUGUUAAUGCAGACAGUUAAUGCUGUCCAGAUUUUGAGAACAUCUCGUUAUCUUUAUCCGACCGGAAACGUUUGCAUUAUUCAGUAGCAUGCUUUCAGUGUGGAUUUUUGUAUUAUAUUGUAGCCGUACAAAUAAGAUCGGCAGUGUUACAGUAAUGAUGAUGAGGAUUUCAUUGGUGCUAGUUGAAGCGGAAAACAUCUGAAUGUGUACUUGUACGAAUCUUCACUUUUAUCGUGGAUUUCUAGACUGGUUUGGGAAAUGUCUAACUGAUCUGAAUUCAUUCUUGCUCUUGCCCUUGCCCUUGCCCUUCUCCAAUGUUUUCAGCUGAAGAAAAAUGUGUGCGUACGCGUUGACAAUGUGUUCCGUUGCCGGCUUUCGUUAAGAGUUAAUUGCAUAAGCGAUCUUAAAGUAAUUCGUUAACACCACCAGAACUUCCGAUCGUGGUACGGGUGUGUAACCCACUCCA